AUGCUCCGUCUGAAGUUUCUUUGGGAAACCUCAAACAAGAACUGGAGGAGCUUUGGAAGAGAUGUGGCCAAAUGGAUGGACCACUGCAAGAAGUCAGGACAAGACUCUGAUGCAGCAGGAAAUCUGGACCUGGACCUGAUGAGAGACGGGAUCAACAAGUCCAGGGACCGGAAGAUCGCACUGAACCUGCAGCUGCGACAGAGGGAGCAGAUGGGGGUGUAA
This is a messenger RNA of Knipowitschia caucasica, 222 nucleotides long. The record is from the annotation of a GenBank genome assembly. NCBI's taxonomy places the organism in Eukaryota, Metazoa, Chordata, Actinopteri, Gobiiformes, Gobiidae.